AUGACUAGCAUUGUAGAAAACAUGCCUCUUAAAUCAGAUUUCGAAAAUUAUUAUUAUUUCGCAUUAAAUUUAUCAAGCAUAGUACCAGAACCGUGUCCAACGAUUACCCUUGCAAGAUUCUCUCUUAGAAUUCCCGAAAUAGAAUAUCUUGGAAGAGUUGGUCAUUUAAAUGAUGUUGUUCAAGUUCGCGUAAAGAAAAAUAAUGAUAUUGACUUGACAAGGUUACAAGAAGCUUUGGUAAUGGUAAAUGGAGUUGAAAGUGUAGAAUUGCAAGUUCCAAAAAUGAGAAUCAAGAAUUCAUUAUAG
Messenger RNA from Funneliformis mosseae, 306 nucleotides. Lineage: Eukaryota; Fungi; Glomeromycota; Glomeromycetes; Glomerales; Glomeraceae. The record is from the annotation of a GenBank genome assembly.